Hydatigera taeniaeformis is the source of this 1578-nucleotide messenger RNA. The record is from the annotation of a GenBank genome assembly. NCBI's taxonomy places the organism in Eukaryota, Metazoa, Platyhelminthes, Cestoda, Cyclophyllidea, Taeniidae.
UCGAUUGUGGUGUGGCCUCGACGCGUUUUCCCCAGCAAUCUUCGAGGCAAAACUGAAAUUGUUCUCAUGUGCAGUGACAACUGGGCUCUCAACUCAGUUUCUCGAGCUCGCAACUUUAUGAUGCGUCAUCGAAGGCUGUGGCUAAUUCCAACACCGAUGCAAGACUUCUCAUCCAACGAUGCAAUGGAACUUUGCUAUAGCGAAGUACGUGGAACCGAGGUGCCUACAAGAACGGAGAAUGGCUAUUUGAACUACUGUCUUGUAGCCUUUGCAACAUGCCCGAACGAAGAUUUUGAGGUGGUCUCUGCCUUCCCCUACCAACAAUACAUUGUUUGCUGUGUCAAACAGCCCUCUAACCUCCAGGACACACCAACGACAUUUCAAAGGGUCUCGACAUGGCCGGAGCACGUACGCUCCAUUGUUACUCUGGGUCGUAAAAGUCCACACGACGAGGAGAGGGUCAAGGACUUAGCCGGUCCCACGGAGCUUCAUCGGGAUUUAAAACCCGAAGCGGAUGUGGGAUGCCCCGAAUUUCAGCAAUACUCUCUCAUUCGGCGAUUUGUCAAGAUGUGGCGACCGAAACGCUAUAAGACGCUGAUUGCGAGACCCUCGAUUCAUCACCUACUGAAUGUCACUACGGGCUUUAAUGACAGUAAGGAGGCGUUCGCAAACAGAACAGGAAUGUGGUUGCAGGAUGGCCUGCUGCAUGCCAUCUUCUGUGAAUAUCAGACUAAUAGACCAGCGGAACCAAACACUGGUGUCUCCUGGCCAAUUGAUAACUACGCCAUUCCACAAUCAGUAACUGGAUGUCCGCCAGACUUCAUCUCAACCACCUUCGUCCACCUUCAAGGGCGAAACGGCUUCCACUAUUCACAGCCCAUUCAUCUGGCAGGCGACUUUAUUGCACAUUCUCGAGCAGUAAAGUUGAGUUAUUGCCACCGAGAAAUGGAUCCCUCACCAUCUCAUUGGAACAAGAAGCACACCACCUCUCUACCUCCAGGCCAUUACUGCGUUCUUCUCGUCGGUAGGCGAUGUCCGGCCGGGUUCACCGCUGGAAGUCUCUCUGUCUUUGAGGGUCUCCUCAAACCCAACGAAACCGAAGAAUACGUGGAUCCUGCGUCGAUUGAUAUUUCUGACCUACCAAUGGGUGCCGAGUCGUCGGCGCACAACGCACCGCGCAUAUUUCGUGAUAAGGUGGAGAAAGGUGACACCGGUUUGACAUUUGAUCGUGUCACGUAUAUGUUCUGCUGUCGUGCAGAUUCACCUUCUGCAUCCAUUCCCAUCACGGGGUUCCCCAAUGACACCGGGCCAUUCUAUCUAUACAGAGCCGGAGAAACGUGUCAGGAGAUAGCUGGAUUGCGUGCCACUGAGGAGUACAUAUGCAUGGAUGCACCAGAGUUUCUUGUGGGAACUGUCCACUCCUAUGCCAUCCAGAUGGAGGUUGUGGAUAAGACAUACCAUAUUGAGGGCUUUACACCUACUCUUUCCAUGUCGACUGAUCAUUGCAAUGUGAAGAUAAAUCUUUGCUACUACGAAUCAACCAUCCCCGAACCCGAAACUACUCCAGAAGGUGAGUAA